This is a messenger RNA of Schistosoma rodhaini, 4942 nucleotides long. The record is from the annotation of a GenBank genome assembly. Lineage: Eukaryota; Metazoa; Platyhelminthes; Trematoda; Strigeidida; Schistosomatidae.
GAAAAUUCUGCGCUCGGAAUCUUCAGAUGGCUGUGGAUGUUGUGUAUGCGAUUGUCUAGUUACUGUUUUGUUCCUAUGGAUAUUUCUGAUUUUCCAUAGUUUACAUUCUAGCUCAUUAUUACCACUUGACUUUUCCAGGUACCUUUGCUAUGCCUCUUCAUGUAGAUCCACGUAAACACGAACUUCUGGAAGCUAGAAUACAGGGAACUAACCAUAUAAGGUCAACCAAUAAUGCGCCUCCCUCCACAAAGUCUGAUUCGUAUACUUCUGGAUAUAUGUUUCCAAUAACAGAAGAACCUUCCCGCACUCCAGAACACUCAGUUUUACGUGGUUCUUCCAGUCCAUUUAGUUCAGUCGGUGAACAUGACCUAAGUACUAGUAGCAGUGAGAUUAAACCAGUUUCCACAGUAGUUCCUUCGAUAUCAGUUGAAAUAAAUGAAAGAAUUCCAAGUGCAGCAGAUCCAGGCAAAAAGUUGCAUAACCCGAACUGCCAUAACAUUAAUCGACUGGAGGUCACUAGUCCGAGUCUUAAUGUUCAAAAUUCUCAGAUCCACGUUCAGACGCAAGAAGAUUAUGUGACUUCACCUACGACUCCAAAAAAAAGAAGAAUCCCUUCAAGUUCUGCAGGAGAGUCUGACAACACAUCAAAUGACGGUCUUCUCACCUCCCUUGUUAAAUCGGACGACAGGUUUAUAGAAGCCUCGGCUCCUGGUAUCCCAGCAAAUCCUAUUGGUUCACCCCAAGGCCUGCAGUAUGUUUCAAGGUCGAACUCUAUACACACCCCAACCACUGUUGCGGACAACAGUCCUGUAAAACAGCCAUAUACUUUUGUAGAGGAAAAAAAUGUUCCAUAUCCCACAUUCCAAAUUUCCGUCCAACCAUCUGCAGCAUUUAUCGAAACAAACAAUCCUACAUACCACCUAUCUCCUUCGAUAGGACCACUUACUCCAACUCCUGGUGGACAAGGUGACUCGUUGCCAUCCCGAAAUGGGACAAAAAAACGGCGAAAAUUAGUGAGUUCUGAUGAAGGUCAUACACCGAAACCUAAAAAAAUAGUUUGCCAGGAACGUGGUUCAAAGCGUAUCGAUGAGAUCUUUAAGUUCAUGCCUGGACCAUUAUAUUCAUCCUGUGGUUCAACCAGUCCGACACAAAAUCCUCGUUUACAGAGUCCUUCCCCUACAGGUGCCCAUUCUCUUGAUAAUCAAAUGGUUGGAGUAAACCAUAAUUACAUCCCGUCGUUGAAUGAAGCUGUGACUACAAGCUGCGCAAGCAACGAUCAAAUGAUUAUUACGUCAGUAACAGGAGUUCAGUAUGCAAAUAAUGCAGCUGCUUUCCAGUUGUCACCUGUCCGUGCCAGCAGUACAGCAAGUUUAAGUGAUAGCUCUGGUGAUAAUCCUGUAUCGAUGGUUGGGUUAAGUAUGGUUGCGAAUGUAAACGCGAAUCCAACUUCUUGUACAAUACCCUGCAAUGCUACUCCAUUGCCUACUUAUUCUAACCUUCAGCUACCUGCUAAUCCUAAUUCAUCAUAUCCUCAAGUUGGACAACCUAGUGUUGGCUAUCUAAGCUCUGGAUCCUGUCCAAAUAAUCCCAUGACUUCAAAUGUUCCAGCCGUUUCUGGGUCAUCCACAAACAACUUCAGAUCUCAUGUCGGGGUGCAAACAGAUGAAACUGUCACUCCAUCGUCAACUGCCGAAUGUGUGGAAAGUUCACAAUGCACAAACAUCACAACUUUGCAUAAUAAUCCUACCUUAGUUACAACUGGUGGACCUGCUUCAUCUGUUCCACUAACUGCAGUUGAGAGUCUUCAGCGUCGAAUAGCUGAUUUGGAACACGAAACUGUUGUUCAACGAGAGACCAUCACAAAAUUACAAGAUAAUGCCAUUCGUUCCCGCGAAAUGAUACGUGAAUUGCUGAUUGAAAAAAGUUUACUCGAAAGAAAGACUACACGUCAAAAAGUCAUGGAAAACCGUUUACGUUUAGGUCAAUUUAUCACCCAAAGACAGGGUGCUCAUUUUGAAGAGAAAUGGAUCGAAGGUUCGAGAUUUAAGGAAUUAGAUCAACGCCGUAAGAAUAUUGAACUUGUUCGCGAAGAGAUUGAACGUAAAAAGAAACAAUGGAACAAGCGUAAACCAAAUGUUGGUGAUGCUAAGAAAAGUACUAAAUCUAAAUACGAUGAAGUCUCUGUGGAUGAAUUUUAUGAACAAUUAGAAAUUUAUGAUUUACGUAAACAAAUGCUUGUCAAGGAAGAUAAAGAAAUCCAAAUGGAAUUAGAGCGAUUAGAUCGAGAAAGAAAUUUGCAUAUCCGAGAAAUUAAACGAAUUUCUAAUGAAGAUGCAUCUCGUUUUAAGGACCAUCCAUUACUUAAUGAACGAUAUCUUCUGCUUAAUUUACUGGGUAAAGGUGGAUUCUCGGAAGUUCACAAGGGUUUUGAUCUUGUAGCUAAUCGAUAUGUCGCUUGUAAAAUUCAUCAGCUUAACCCUUCUUGGCCUAAAGAUAAAAAAGACAAUUACAUUAAGCAUGCGUUAAGAGAGAUUGAAAUUCAUAAAACAUUACACCAUCCGAGGAUAGUAAAAGUUUUCGAUGUGUUUGAUAUCGACCAUGAUGCCUUUUGUACUGUACUUGAAUACAGUGAAGGUAAUGACUUGGAUUUCUUUCUUAAACAAAACAAAAGUAUUCCGGAACGUGAAGCCAAGUCGAUUAUAUGCCAAGUGGUUUCUGCUUUGAAAUAUUUAAAUGAACGUAAACCUCCUGUAAUUCAUUAUGACUUGAAACCAGGUAAUAUUUUACUGGGUUCUGGCCAAGUUGCUGGUGAAAUCAAAAUCACGGAUUUCGGUUUAAGUAAACUUAUGACAGAAGAUAAAUACAAUCCAGAGACUGGAAUGGAUUUAACCUCCCAAGGAGCAGGCACUUAUUGGUAUUUACCACCGGAAUGUUUUGAGACGGGGCGGGAACCUCCAAAAAUAUCUUCAAAAGUGGAUAUAUGGUCUGUUGGUGUAAUUUUCUUUCAGUGUUUGUUUGGAAAAAAACCAUUCGGUCAUAAUAUGUCCCAAGCUGAUAUUUUGCACGAAAAUACAAUUCUUCAUGCACGAUCUAUUGUAUUCCCUUCCACUACAAAAGUUAGCGAUGGAGCAAAAGUAAGUCUGUUUUGCUCACUUAGUUGUAAAAUAUUCUCGUGUUAGAUUCACACGUUUAGCUCACUUUCGUGUUAGUUAGUAUUGCGAUACACAAGUCAUCCAUCCUUGUCUUCUACUUCAUUGUUUGUUUUCUAUGUAUUAGACAAUCAAAUCUUGAUGCGGUUGGUAACUUACAAGAUGUUUCUGAUUUUGACCUAUUACAAGUCAUUAGGAUAGAUCUGUCUACAUUUCAUUGCAACAUCUGCUGUUCGCGACCACCAGCAAAAAUACUAUGACCAAUCAUUCUCCACUAACCAGGGUUUCUUAUCUCUCAAAUAAGUGUUAACCAAGUUAAAUUUAUCAACAUAUACAGUACACCAUAAACAAUUCAUCUUUUUUCAUUAGGGAUGCAGUCAAAACACAGCCUGAUUUGUUUAUUUUUCUGGAUCCAUUGAUAUUUUAAUGAUAAUAGAUAGACUGAGCGACAAUAUUGUUCCAGACAAUUUUUUUUAUCUCAUUGAUCUGACGUUUUAUACAAUAGUGAUAUACAACUUCGCAAAAUAAUGCUGUGCUUAGGAAUUUAUUCGAAAAUGUUGUACGUAUAGAAAAGAUCUUCGACCGGAUGUCUUUCAACUUAGCAACGAUGAUUAUCUUAAACCUAAAGCUCAACUUAAACAUUAUCUCGAUACAUCUACACUCCCUGGUCCUGUCGGUGUCCCACUAAAUAUGGCUACCCCCCCACCUUCAACUUGUAUUGAUCCCUCUGUCCCCACUCCUGUUAGCAACCAGUGUAUAAUAUCUGGAUUUCUAACAAACAAUCCUGGAAAUUGCGCUGCCCAGCUUCACCCACAACAUAUCCUUCAACAUCAACCACAGGCUGCAUCUUUCUCCGUGCUACAGAAUCAGGAAGCUACUCCAUCAUCACAACCUUCAACCUUGCAACCAUCAAAUCAGACAGAUUUUAUAACAAGACGUUGUAUUAGUUAAGCAAUAAUUGAACAUUAUAAAGCGAAUAUCACACUCCAUCUUUGUUUAACUAAUACAACGUCUUACCACAAAAGUUUUCUGAUUUGUGAGAAUAUCGAGUAAUUUCAUCGCAAUAUUAGUAAAAGAUCAGCGAUGCUGCUCCUUAUAAUAGUUUUGACUAUGAUCAUUGCUCUCUGUCCCUAUGUGUGUAUUAUCAAUUUCUUUUCAGUGUUGAAGCGUAAUGGUCUUUCAUAUUCCCAAUAGGAAAGAUUAUGCUGGAAAUUCUAGUAGAAUAAACCGCUUUUGUCUCUAAUCUAUGCGUGAUUUUUCAAUAGUAUUUGAAAUGAAGUUUCAUAAUAAUCCCUGUAUUCGAUACCAUAUGUUUGAUUAUAACAAGUAAUUCCAAGCACAAAAUCUGCAAUAUCUCAACAACUUCUCGUAUUAUAUUCAUUCAACUUGUAAAUAAAAAAAUUUGUAUUAAAAAAUUUUAAACAGUAACUAGCUGUUAUUUAUUUUCCUUCACAAGUGCUUCCAACCAGUUUGGCUUUUUUGACGUUUUCCCUCAUCUUAUGUUAUACUUAAUAUAUGUGGAUCCGGUUGCAAUCGUCUCUUCAAAUGACAAAAAGAAGAGGAUGUGCCAAUCGCUGUGAUGGUGUUGGUGAAUCUUUAUUGUGCGAUAGUUAGCUCUGCUAUAGGUUUUGUUAUAACUUGUCGUCUUGUACCCCCAUCAUUAUAUGACGCAAUGAUACCACCAAUUAGAGAACAGUGGCUUAUCGAUCAAUGACGCAUAAACCCUUAAGAGCAGUCUAGAGUCCUCAUCGGUCCUUUUUUCUGCCUAGCCCUGCCCCUUGAGUCCAGAACAC